AACUUCUGAAAGAUUCAUCAAAUCUCCAAACUUCGUGUGUGUUUUUGUAUUCAUCCAGCUGGUCACCAAGGGCUCAUUGUUUAUACCGUGGUGAUUAGAUUGUACUUUUAUUGCACUGUGUCGUGGUGCUGAGAAUCCACUUCUUUUUGACGUGUGCUUGCCCUGAAAUUGCAACCUUGGACACCUCUUGACCCUGAAAUUACCACCAAGUGGAAUAUACAUCGAGAACGGGUUCCGUACCACCACCGUAUACUUGUUACCCGUUUGCAAAUAUGGAUUGGAGUAAACAGAAAAGAAGCUCCUUCUCUAUGGGCUCAUUGAAUGCUCCAGCAUAUCCACAUCAACAUCAUCAAAACAUUAGCUCUUCAACACAACAACGCCCAGUCCUGCAACAACCGUUAUCGGCUUUGCCUGUACGCUCAGCUUAUUAUGAAUCACAUGGACCACUCUUCUGCAGCGAUUGGAAACCAACAGAGCAGCACUCAUUUCACACGAUUGCUGUUUCGUCGUACAGAGAACACUCUUACAACAAGAUUGAAAUUGUAGAAGCGUCGCCUGAGCUGGUGGAACAGGUGGAUGGAAAUAGAGGUGGUGGCGGUCUCUCUCUGAAGAAGUUCGCCGAUGCCACAGUGGAUCUGCCGGUGACUAAACUACAGUGGGACCCCUCAGGAUCAAACAAGUUGGUCACUACGACAAACGUCUUAACCGUUUGGGAACUAUCACCUGACAAUCGCUUGGUGGCUCACUCAACAGUGGCGAAUAAAGGCGAUGACCUCACAAGAGCAUCGCAUCCCCCUCUAACCUCCUUUGACUGGAACAAAGUUAACCCAAACCUCAUCAUUACGAGCAGUAUUGACACUACAUGUACUGUAUGGGACCUACACAGGCCUAUCUAUCCAAAGACACAGCUCAUUGCACAUGACUCUGAAGUCUUUGACGUUGCUUUCAUAAAGGGCUCGACGGAUAUCUUUGCGAGUGUUGGGCACGAUGGUUCUGUACGCAUGUUUGACCUCAGAUGCCUAGAACACUCCACAAUCGUGUACGAGCCUCGUGGGCCAGAGGAGGUUGGUGCAAUGCCAGGGAAGACCAAUGACAUGAACAGCUUACCACUGCUGCGACUGGCCACCUCGAACACGGACUCCAACGUUAUGGCCACUUUUGUCGGUGGGUCCGACAGCAUCGCCAUAAUCGACAUGAGGUACCCAGGCUAUGCAAGCUCGAUGCUCAAGGGCCACUCCUCGCCGCUGAACUCCAUACAAUGGCACCCGUCGCAGUCCAAGCUGUUGUCCGGCGCUGACGACUGCCAGGCACUCGUGUGGGACCUAAAGGAGUCUCGUCUGAGAAACGGCACAGGCCUGCCGAGCGGCGUGUACGGUGAUAUGAUGGAGAUCAACAACGUCUCCUGGAGCUCCGACGGUGAGUGGUUCGGAGUCGUCGCAGGCAAGGGCUUGCAGGCCGUUAGAGUGUAACCUGUACAGUUUGGAUGCGUAUCUGCCUCAUCAAUUAUAGCACAACACAUACAUAAUUACUCAACCUAAUAGCUAUGCUGUUCCCGA
Molecule: messenger RNA, 1556 nt
Organism: Williopsis jadinii
Lineage: Eukaryota; Fungi; Ascomycota; Saccharomycetes; Phaffomycetales; Wickerhamomycetaceae
Exons: 2
Coding region: 273-1469 (398 amino acids)
Cellular component (GO): nucleus
Molecular function (GO): protein binding
Source: RefSeq, a predicted model, not a curated record